AUGACCAUACCAAGUCCCAUUCGAGUAACCCGCGGGGGCACUGGGCGAUCAUCAAAGAGGAUAUUUUCUGACAUCCUCAAAGGAGGUCCGAAGGAGCCGUACUCUCGCACUCUUCCGAAACGCAAGAAGAAGCCAUCAGUCGGCGAAAAGCGAAUGAGGCAAUAUUUGAUGCCCGCUCUUUCAAGGAACCAGAAGAGGUGGGCUGACUAUCCCUUUGCGCUCACGCAUAUUGACAUAGAACAUCAGGUCACACUCAUAGAUUGGGAUAACACCUGUUGA
Molecule: messenger RNA, 279 nt
Organism: Guyanagaster necrorhizus
Lineage: Eukaryota; Fungi; Basidiomycota; Agaricomycetes; Agaricales; Physalacriaceae
Exons: 2
Coding region: 1-279 (92 amino acids)
Source: RefSeq, a predicted model, not a curated record